Molecule: messenger RNA, 582 nt
Organism: Meloidogyne enterolobii
Lineage: Eukaryota; Metazoa; Nematoda; Chromadorea; Rhabditida; Meloidogynidae
Source: the annotation of a GenBank genome assembly
AUGAUUCAUAAAUGUAGUAAAGCUAGUGCUGGGCCAGGAUGGUAUUGGGAUGUUGGGUUGGUUGCGUGCGAUGUUAAAGUCCUGAGAGGCGAUGCCGGUGAGUAUUUGCGGAGAGGAGGGUAGGCCUUUCUAUGCGUCCGGUGCUGUUGGUCGGUUACGAGACCGACUUGCCCGGGAAUAUAUGCGCUUGCAAGGAAUUAUCAAUGAAUAAACUCUUAGCUUCUUCGGCCGGUUAUUCACUUUUCUGUUGAUUACUUUCCAACUGACUGUGAUCCAGUCGACAUAUCGCUCUUUCACUAUUCUCCACUUAGUUUUAUCCUAUGCCCUUAUUUGUCAUUCUCCCCAUAUUCAAUCCUUUCCCAAGGCACUAGUUCCUUUUUUCCAUCCUUGCCCGGCCGGAUCAAGGUACGCCUUACACCUCCAGCCCAGUGGGAGACCGUCCCCUGGUCUUUACUUAAUUUCCCAAAUUUCUAAUUUUAUUUUUCAUUUUAUUUUUAACCCGCAAUUUACAGCUUUACCAUCUGCCCCUAGCCUGUGCCUCCAGUCUUUGUCGCGUGUUGGUUCUUCAUUUUCUAUUACUUC